GGGGGAGGCGCCGCUCGCUGGGAGGAGACUUGUGCGCACCCCCCCCCCCAUCCCCUUUCUCGCCGGGCUCUGGGGGACCAUGGGCGGCUGAGGGGAGCCGAGCCCCGGGCGGCCGAGCCGGCGGCCAUGGCUGAGGAUUACUGGGACCCGCAGCAGCAGCGCUGAGCCCCCUGCAGCGGCGGCCAGGCGGCCCCAGCCCUGGCCCCACCAUGGAUCGGAUGAAGAAGAUCAAGAGGCAGCUCUCAAUGACCCUGCGGGGGAGCCGGACAGCCGAGAAGAACCUCAAUGAGCAGAUCAACAUCGAGGAGAACAACAGCAGCGACACCGGCCUGGCGGGGAAGAGCGUGCGUCCCUGGGGCGCCUCGCGCAGUGUCUAUUCCUUCCUGCAGCGCCGGCCGCGCCCGGGCGUGACCCGCAGCCUGAGCGCCCACCUCGCCCGUGCCAGCCGACUAGAGAUGGUGCAGGAGGACGUGAAGAUGGGCUCCGACGGGGAGAGCGACCAGGCGUCCGGCACCUCGUCCGACGAGGUCCAGUCCCCCGUGCGCGUCCGCAUGCGCCACGGCUCGGCCCGCAAGAUCUCCUCCGAGGACAUCAACAAGCGGCUCUCGCUGCCGGCCGACAUCCGCCUGCCCGAGGGCUGCCUGGAGAAGCUGGCGCUGAACAGCCCCUUGUUCGACCAGCCCCUCAGCCGGCGCCUGCGCCGCGUCUCGCUGUCUGAGAUCGGCUUCGGGAAGCUGGAGACCUACGUGAAGCUGGACAAGCUGGGAGAGGGGACGUACGCCACCGUCUACAAGGGCAAAAGCAAACUGACAGACAACCUGGUGGCGCUGAAGGAAAUUCGCCUGGAGCACGAGGAGGGGGCGCCCUGCACGGCCAUCCGCGAAGUGUCCCUGCUGAAGGACCUGAAACAUGCCAACAUCGUCACCCUGCACGACAUCAUCCACACAGAGAAGUCGCUGACCCUGGUCUUCGAGUACCUGGACAAGGACCUGAAGCAGUACCUGGACGACUGCGGCAACCUCAUCAACAUGCACAAUGUCAAGCUCUUCCUGUUCCAGCUGCUGCGGGGCCUGGCGUACUGCCACCGGCAGAAGGUGCUGCAUCGCGACCUCAAACCCCAGAACCUGCUCAUCAACGAGCGGGGCGAGCUGAAACUGGCCGACUUCGGUCUAGCGCGGGCCAAGUCCAUCCCCACCAAGACGUACUCCAACGAGGUGGUGACACUCUGGUACCGGCCCCCCGACAUCCUGCUGGGCUCCACCGAGUACUCCACACAGAUCGACAUGUGGGGCGUGGGCUGCAUAUUCUAUGAGAUGUCCACGGGCCGCCCGCUCUUCCCUGGCUCCACUGUGGAGGAACAACUGCAUUUCAUCUUCCGCAUCCUCGGGACCCCCACCGAGGAGACCUGGCCAGGGAUCCUGGCCAACGAGGAGUUCCGAUCCUACAACUACCCCAAGUACCGGCCUGAGGCCCUGCUCCAUCACGCGCCCAGGCUGGACAGUGAUGGAGCCGACCUGCUGGGGAAACUGCUCCAGUUCGAGGGGCGGAAGCGGAUGUCAGCGGCUGAGGCCAUGGGGCAUCUCUUCUUCCACUGCCUGGGCGAGCGUGUCACCAAGCUCCCGGACACCACGUCCAUAUUUGCACUAAAAGAGAUUCAGCUACAGAAGGAGACGGGCCUGCGCUCAGCUUCCCUGCCUGACUCAGGGGGCGCCGCCUUCCGGGUAGUGGACACUGAAUUUUAGCCUUCGGGUCAGUGAAUGGGCAGAACGGACGGCCCAGCUUACUGUUGUGACCACGCCAAGCCUCAGUGACGUGGGCGGGGCGGGGGCUGGACUGACAUUAACCCGCCCCCCAGCUGGGAGACUGCCCCUUGGGUCGGACGCUGCCUUCGGGGCCGGGACUCGGACCGUGCCCCACAGCCGGGGGGGCGGCGCCGGCUGGACGGCAGAUGCCCCCCCCAUGUUGUUUAAGUUUUAUUUUUUCAAGGCAAUAUUAUAAAUAUAGAGAAAUAAUCUAUAGCCCCCCCCCCCUCGCCGGGAGGGAUGGGCAUGGGGGGGGCAGCCCCCCGGAGUUAUGUUUCCAUGGAGAUGUGUUUGAUUCUGCCCCACUGCGGGGGAGGGGGCCACAACCCCUCCUGUACCCCCCAGGUUGAGGGGGGGGUUAAUCCAGGGGGUUAUAUUCUGUGGUCACUCGCUCCCACCCCAAAUCCUCCUCUCCUGCCCCCCACACCCGCUGAGCUGUGGGGACAGAAGUCUUCCAGAUGUGGGGGAAAUGGGGGGGAGGGGCUGCUGUUGCAGAUGUGCGUGGGGGGGUACCCCAGAUGUGGUAGGUCCCUUUGCAGCAGUGUGUGUGGGGGGGUCCCUGACAGUCUGCAACCCCCCCACAUCUGAGGGAUGGGUCCCUAGGGAGUCCCUUUGCCUCCCUGAACCCCAGCAUGUCCCUUCCUGCGGGGAGUAGCUCCGCCCCCACGUCCUGCUGGGUCAGCAUGUGGGGUGACCGCUGGCUGACGCCAGUGAGUUCAGUGGGGCGGCUGCCAGCUCCCCUUCCCCACUUAGUACUCAGGGCUCACUUUCUCCCAGCCCUUACUCCUACAGUACUCGGCCCUUACUCUGCCUCCAUCCCCUGUUACUCAGUCCUUAGCCUAGCCCUAUUUCUAUGUUACUCAGCCCUUACUCCUACAGUAUUCGGCCCUUACUCUGCCCCUACUCCCCUGUUACUCAGUCCUUCGCCCCUACUCACUCAUGUUCCUUGGCCCUUACUCCUAUAUUACUUAGUCCUUACUCUGGCCCUACUUCCAUGUUACUCAGCCCCUACUCCCAAGUUGCUCAGCCCUUACUCUGCCCCACUCAUGUUACUCUACCCCAUUCUCAUGACACACUCCUCCUACUCCCAUGUUACUCAGUUCCUACUCACAUGACACUGUCUAUACUCCCAUAUUACUCAGCCCUUACUUGACCCCCUACUCAGAUGAUACUUAGUCCUACUCAGUCCUUACACAAAUGUUACUCGGCCCCUACUCACAUCUUACUCAGCUCUUACUUGGCCUGUACUCAACCCCUAGUCAAAUCUUACACAGUCCCUUGGCCUCUUAUUUGGCGCCUACUCAAAUGUUACUCAGCUCUCACUCAGCCCCUCCUGAGAUCUUACUCGGUCCCUCCUCUGCUGUUACACAACUAUUAGCCUGUAGUCAGCCCCAGCAUGCUCUUGACUCGGCCCCCCCCUCCUCAGUCACUUCCCAGACUCUGCUCAAUCCUUACUCCCAUCCCUAGUCUUAGUCCUUACUCAGAUGUUACUCCGCAUCCUCUCACUACUAACUUGGCCCCUACUCGACUGUUACUCUCUACUCAGUGUUUGGUCCAUGCUCAAGUGUUACUUGGCCUAACAUUAUUCUGUGGUUACUGAGGCCCUACUCAUCUGUUACUCAGCCCUUACCCAGUCUGAGUUUACCUGUUACUCCAAUCCCUGCUCAAACCUGACAUAGUCUUUAUUCAGAGAUUACUCCAUCCUUGCUUGAGCUUUACUCCGUCCUGGGCUGGUCGCUCACACAUUACUUGUUCCUUACUCCAUAAAUCCAGAGGGUGGUCGGAGUAUCAUGGGGUGAUCUGGAGUAACAGAAAUGAAAUUCACUAGGCCACAGUGAGGGGACUAGGAAGAAUUUUGGCUGUGAGCCGGGAGCUUUGGCUAGCAGGACGCUCUUGCUGACUCAGGUCAGGACGACCUGAGCUCCCAAGGUAGCGACGCUAGUUGGAAUUGGAGCCACUGGCCCAGGUGGCCCAUCCAGCCCUGGGCGCGUACUCAUAUGAUACUUGGUCUUCGCCAGCCUCUACUCAGUCUGGUUUUAGUUUUUACCCAGUCUUCAGUCAAAUGUUACACAGGCCGGACAUGUUACUCAGUCAUUGCACUGUAUUUACUCCAUCCCUACUUCUGGUACCCUGCCUGUACUCAGCAGUGAGUCCCUACCCAGCCCCUACUUAGUCUUAGCCUAGAUGUUACUCUGUCCUUACUCAAAUGCUACUCUGCCCCUACUCAGUCUUAUCUUAAAUGUUACUUAGCCCUAAUGCAAAUGUUACUUGGUCCUUACCCAAACAGUACUCCAUCCUUACAGUCCCAACUUCGUUGUUGUUCAGUCCUUACUCAAAAAGUAAUCUGACCCUACUAAAAUGUUACUACCUCCUUACUCAAACACUACUUGGUCCGUACUGAAACACUACUCCAUUAUUUCUCAAAUGUUACUCAGUCCCUACUCAGCCUUACCCUUAGAUAUUACUUAUUUUUACUCAAAAGUUAUUAAAUCUUUACUCACUCCUGAAUCAAAUGUUACUCGGUCCAUACCCAGCCCUUACUUUGGCUUAGUUGAUUUGUUACUCCUUCCUUACUCAAAUGUUACUCGGUCCCUUUCCAGUACCUACUCAGUCUUACUGAGUAGGUAAGUGGGUGCUCAGUAAGGGUGCUCGGUCCUUAAUCAAACACUACUCAGCCAUUACUUGUUACUCAGGCAAAUCCCUCCUUGUCCCUGCUCUAGUCCAACACUGCUCAGGAUUGGACCCUGCAUCCCCUUCCAGCUCGAUCCUGCAGCUCCCCCCCCCCGCCCCCCACUCCCUGAUGGACCCCGGCCAUGCUGUCCCACCCAGAGGACUCUGUGUGCUCCUGGCUCCCACUAGUGGCUAGGAAGGAUCAACUGCAGUUGGAGGGGCCAAGCCUUUAACUCAGGGGUAAAGGCCGGGGGUUUGAACCCUGCUGUGGGAGUGUCUGUUUGAAGGCGGUCUCUAUAUGCCCCAUACAGUGCGCCCCCGCCCCUAUAUAUAUAUAUUGUGUGUGUGUGUGUGUGCGUGUAUAUAUGUACAUAUCUAGCCUUUUUUAUAUGCAGCAUGUAGUGCUUGUGGGAUGGAAAGUCUUUCCCUGCAAGAGCCAUACCCAUAAUAAUAAAAAUGACGAUGCCCCCCAGCUGAGCUGCAGCCACCUCUGGGGCGGGGCAGCGGGGAACGGCCACACAUAACGUCGUACGGUGAGGGCUUUGCCGGUGCUGAGAUGUAGCCAGCUAUCUAUGUGGAUCAGAAUGGUCCCCCAGACGUCCCCCUGUUCCUCCCCUCUGCCCCCCUGCUCUGCCCCAUAAGGCUAAAGAUGUCGUCCCUGGUGGGGCGGUGUAUGUUAACCCUUUCUCUGCUGGGCACCUGCCAGGGCUAGGGAGUAUAGCCGAGAGGUGGGGGUGUGGGUUUGGUCGGGGAUCCAUUCCUGGACGGUGGUGGGUUCUGCUGUGUGGAACCGGAUCUCUGUGCACAGAGGAGGGAGGCGAUCCCAGCCAUGAACCCUGCAUGGAGGGGGAAUCCCACAUCAGAUCCCUGCAUGAGUAGGAGGGCGGGAUCCUAGACUGGAUCCCAAGCCGGAGAGGAGAGGGGUUAAGACCAGAUCCCUGGUGGAUCCCUACAUGCAGAGGAAGGGGAUCCCAUAAUGGAUCCAUAUAGGUGGAGGAGGGAGGGAUCUUGGAGAGGAGAGGAUCCCUGAGCAUUAAGGAGGAGGAUGCCAGAGUACCCUGGACUACAUUUCCAUGCCUGGGGGCCCUGCACUGGCCCAGAGUGGAUUCAGGAGGGACAGAGCCCCCUCCCCUGCCAGCCAUGUCCUCCCCAGGCCUGUAGAUGGGGGUGGGGUCUCUGGGAGGGGGGGCUUUAGCUCAGCAGGAAAGGGUUAACCUGCCUAUGCAUAUCAAUGUUGGGGGGGGGGGCUGUAUCUGAGCUGUGCGGGAGACGGGGCCUUCCUCGUUUUCUGUCUGGGGUGAGAGACUGUUCUGCAUUCAAUGUAUGGAAAUUAUUAAAGUCUCCAUGGAA
Malaclemys terrapin pileata is the source of this 5822-nucleotide messenger RNA. RefSeq names its product cyclin dependent kinase 16 (gene CDK16). The transcript is spliced from 18 exons. Gene Ontology annotation, molecular function: protein kinase activity; ATP binding. Gene Ontology annotation, biological process: exocytosis; neuron projection development; protein phosphorylation. The coding region runs from base 210 to 1742 and encodes 510 amino acids. The record is from RefSeq and is a predicted model, not a curated record. NCBI's taxonomy places the organism in Eukaryota, Metazoa, Chordata, Testudines, Emydidae. Gene Ontology annotation, cellular component: synaptic vesicle; cytoplasm; nucleus.